AAUAUGUAACUUAGCCCAGUUUUUCAGAAGAAUGGCAACAGCGAUUAAGAAUAAGUUUUUCUUAUGAGCUGAAUGGCAACAAAUAGUAAACUAGUUUUGAAAUGAUACGUAAUCGCCAUCAUUUAGGAAAAUACGCGCCAAACAAUUUUCUGCCGAACGAUAUGCACGCCAGUAUUGCCUAUUGACCUUAUCUCUUAGAUUCUUAUUUUAAAGGUUUUUACUUUUGAAGCUGCAUGUGUUUUUGAACACAGAGUGAUUCAAAUAGCUGACUCCUGAUGAUAUGACCAUUCUGAAAUAUAGUUUGUGUCACAGAAUAAAUUUGAAGUAGUGUCCAGUAACCUUUCAUAAAGGAGCCAACACGGAUUAUCAUUAGCUCAAGUAUAGAAGUUGCUUAUAACAGAAUGAAUCCGUCUUCUUUUAUUGCAUCGUCUCUAAAUAGCUCCGAAGACCUGGCUUCUCAACUAAUCAGUAUCAUUAACCUAACUGCAAAUAUCGUUAAAUCGAUACAUGCAUCUGAGAAAACAGAAUACUAUCAGGAUCUGCUAAGCUUAAGUCUUCCUCAAAACCAGCUGUCUGGGAAUUAUAAAUUGUCGAAAAGCAAUGAUAAGAAAGAUCUAGGUUCCUUGAAGCUGAAGGAUAAACCUGCCUUGUUGACUGAAAAUAAAAAUAUUCUUUUGAAUAAACUCUUAAGAAGUAACAAUACUGACGAAAAAAGUGAAAAAAUUAAUAUCGAAAAAUCUGUCUGCUGUGAAAACAAAACAUGCGAAGUAUCACCCGUAAUAAUGAAUGAUACCAAAUCAUCGUUUCAUUCACAUUCAGAAAUCGUUCCUAAUGUUCAGAAUAUGAACCUGGAGUUAUUAAACAAGAAUAAAACUUCUUAUAAUUCAGAAAGUUUCAAUCUUCCAAGCAAGGCUAUGCUUUACAGUAAUCAGUUAAUUAAAGAUUCUAGAAGUCAUUUUGAAAAUUCGUUACCAAAUAGGCCAGUAGGUAUCGCAGCUGAUUGUGAAGAUUCAGAUUCUGAUUCUAUUGUUUUUAUUUGCGAAUCUUCUAACUCGUUUAAUAAUAAAUUGCCUGAUAACAAUAUGAAUGCACAGAAUGAAAAUAAUAUUCAGUCUGAAGAGUUUAACAGGGCAAAACGUUUUAAGUAUACAGAGCAAACUGAUAAAUCGGUUAUAGAUCCACAUAAAAUAACUGAGCAUUUCCGUUCGAAUGUAAAUCAAAAUGUCAUACCUGAGGAUGUUCUGAAUUCGAUUAGUUGUUUUAAUGUUCACGCUAAAAAUAGUAUAGACAAGCUUCCUACAUUAUCAGAAGUCUUGAGUUACAACCAUUCGGCUACAAAAUAUUCUGAUACUGGAGAUAAACACUCAUACUCAGAAACUUUCAACCUUCCAAACAAAGACAUGGUUUAUAGUAAUCAGUUAGUAAAUAAUUCUACAACUUCGCUACCAAAUGUGCCAGUACAUAUUAAAGCUGAUUGUGAAGAUUCAAAAUCUGAUUCUUUUAGUUUUGCUUGCAAAUCAUCUAAUUCAUGUAGUAAUAAAUUGCCUGAUAAAAGUAUGAAAGCACAGUAUGGAAAUAAUAUUCAGGCUGAAGAAGAUAACAGAGUAAAAUGUUUGAAGUGUUCAGAGCAAACAAAUAAAUCGGUUAUAAAUGUGCAUAAAAUCGCUCGGAACUUCCGUUCGAAAAUAAAUGGAAAUGUCGUACCUGAAGCUAAUUUGAAUUCAAGUACUUGUUUUAAUGUUCAUGCUAAAAAUAGUACAGAUAAGCUUCCUACAUUAUCAGAAGUCUUGAGUUACAACAACAAUUUGGCUACAAAAUAUUGUGAUACUGGAGAUAAAUUCUCAUACUCAGAAACUUUCAAUCUUCCAAGCAAAGACAUGGUUUAUAGUAAUCAGUUAGUAUAUAAUUCUACAAGUCAUUUUAGAACUUCGCUACCAAAUGUGCCAGUACAUAUUAAAGCUGAUUGUGAAGAUUCAAAUUCUGAUUCUUUUAGUUUUGUUUACAAAUCAUCAAAUUCAUGUAGUAAUAAAUUGUCUGAUAAAAGUAUGAAUGCACAGUAUGAAAAUAAUAUUCAGGCUGAAGAAGAUAACAGAGUAAAAUGUUUGAAGUGUUCAGAGCAAACUGAUAAAUCGGUUAUAAAUGUGCAUAAAAUCGCUGAGAACUUCCGUUCGAAUAUAAAUGGAAAUGUAUCUGAAGCUAAUCUGAAUUCAAGUACUUGUUUUAAUGUUCAUGCUAAAAAUAGUACAGAUAAGCUUCCUACAUUAUCAGAAGUCUUGAGUUACAACAAUUUGGCUACAAAAUAUUGUGAUACUGGAGAUAAAUUCUCAUACUCAGAAACUUUCAAUCUUCCAAGCAAAGACAUGGUUUAUAGUAAUCAGUUAGUAUAUAAUUCUACAAGUCAUUUUAGAACUUCGCUACCAAAUGUGCCAGUACAUAUUAAAGCUGAUUGUGAAGAUUCAAAUUCUGAUUCUUUUAGUUUUGUUUACAAAUCAUCUAAUUCAUGUAGUAAUAAAUUGCCUGAUAAAAGUAUGAAUGCACAGUAUGAAAAUAAUAUUCAGGCUGAAGAAGAUAACAGAGUAAAAUGUUUGAAGUGUUCAGAGCUAACUGAUAAAUCGGUUAUGAAUGUGCAUAAAAUCGCUGAGAACUUCCGUUCGAAAAUAAAUGGAAAUGCCGUACCUGAAGCUAAUCUGAAUUCAAGUACUUGUUUUAAUGUUCAUGCUAAAAAUAGUAUAGACAAGCUUCCUACAUUAUCAGAACUCUUGAGUUACAAUCAUUUGGCUACAAAGUAUGCUGAUAUUGAAGAUGCACUCUUAUGUUCAGAAUAUUUCAAUCUUCCAAGCAAGGGCAUGCUUUACAGUAAUCAGUUAAUUAAUGAUUCUACAAGUCAUUUUGAAAAUUCACUGCCAAAUGUGCCAGUAUGUAUUGAAGGUGAUUGUGAAGAAUCUGAUUCUGAUUCUGUUAUUUUUGUUUAUGAAUCUAAUAAUAAAUUGCCUGAUAAAAAUGUAAAUGUACAGUAUGAAAAUAAUAUUCAGUCUCAAGACGAUAACCGGGUAAAAUGUUUUAAAUCUGAAAAGCAAAUUGAUAAAUCGGUUAUAGAUGCGCAUAAAAUUGCUGAGCAUUUCCCUUCGAAUAUAAAUCAAAAUAUUACACCUGAAGCUAUUCAUAAUUGUUUUAAUAUUCAUGAUAAUAAUAGCAUAGACAAGCUUCCUGCGUUUUCGGAAGUCUCAAGUUACAACCCUUUGGCUAUAAAAUAUUCUGAUACUGGACAUAAUUAUUCAUGCUCAGAAGCUUCUGUGCUUCAGGAAAAUUGUGAAAGAGUUUCUGCUGCUGAUAUUGGCUUUAUUCAUAGUGAACUUGAUACAAUUAAACCAUGUGAAGUAAACUGUUCUUCAGAUGAAAGAAUUCUAAAUAAAAAUAUAGAACCAACUGAAAUAACAGCUGUAGAGUUGCGCAAGAUUAUUGAUAUUGCUCAGAAUCUUUUUUUUGAAAAAAAGUCGUUAGAUAUCCAAAGCACUAGUAAUUAUUCUUAUGCUGGUACUGAGUAUGUGGAUAGAAUGAGUUCAAGCAGUGUAGAGUUACCGUAUAAAGAUUGUAAUUCAAAGUUUCCAGAUACCGAUGAUAAAAUCUUUCAUUCAGAAAUGUCUGUAAAUCGACAAAAUAACAUAACUGAAGGGCAGUCUGUGAUUUCGGAUGUUACAGAUAUAAUACAAACAUCAUAUAUUGAAAAUCAUAUCGGCCUCCAGAACAAAAUUCCUUUCAGCUGUCCUGACAAUGGAACUGUUUAUACAAGGAUGGGUAUGAUUCAGAGAAGGGAAGAUGGAGAAAAUUCAAAGAAAUGCUUAUAGAGAAAAAGAAACAUUGAAAAGUGCAU
Stegodyphus dumicola is the source of this 3871-nucleotide messenger RNA. RefSeq lists its product as uncharacterized. NCBI's taxonomy places the organism in Eukaryota, Metazoa, Arthropoda, Arachnida, Araneae, Eresidae. The record is from RefSeq and is a predicted model, not a curated record.